CGCGCCCUCCCUGCGCCGGGGACGCGGCGCUCGCGCUCCCGCCCGAGCCGCGGGGAAACGGAGACAAGGAGACGCCGCCGCCCCCGGCGCGCCCCGGCCCUGCGCCCGCAGCAUGCCGGCAGCGGAGCUGAGUGCUGCCCUCCUCCUGCUGCUAGCGGAGGCGACUCCGCCGGCCUCCGGGCCUCCGCUGCGAGGGUAGCGGGGCUGGAGUCGGCUACCCAGACACAGCGAAGCGGCCGGAGCUGGAAGAGGAGCAGGCAUCCUCCGCGGCGCGGCGGGCGGCGGCCCUGCUGCCCGGCGCGCCCAUGGCCCGGGAGCACGGAGAAUGCGAGCCGCGCUGCGCGGCCGCAGCCCAGCUCCGCGCCGCUUGCCCGGAGCCCCCCAGAGCUGCCCGCGUCGCCACCGCCCCCCAGCUGCGGGCGCCCUGUCUCUGGCUGCGCUAGGACCCACGGCCGCCGGCCGCGCAGGGGUGGUGGCUCGGAAGCAGCGGGAGAGCGAGGGCCCGGGCGCCGGCUGGGGUGCAGCGCGGCAUGCAGCUGCGGGCUCCGGUGCCGGCGUGAGGGUUGUCGGCGCGGGGCCCCGCCAUGGCUGGCAAGGACAGUGGCAACCUGAAGACGGUGAGACUGUGGCGGGACGCCGCCCUGCGCGCCAGGAAGCUGCGGAGCAACCUGCGCCAGCUCACGCUCAGCUGCCCGGGGGCCGGAGGCGACGCACUCGACUCCCCAGACGCCCCCCAGCUGGUGCUGCCGGCCAACAUCGGGGACAUUGAGGUGCUGAACCUGGGGAACAACGGCCUGGAGGAUGUGCCUGAAGGUCUGGGGUCGGCUCUGGGCAGUCUUCGCGUCUUGGUUUUGCGCAGGAACCGCUUUGCCCGGCUGCCCCCUGCGGUGGCGGAGCUAGGCCAUCACCUUACGGAGCUGGACGUGAGCCACAACCGGCUGACAGUCCUGGGUGCCGAGGUGGUGAGCGCCCUAAGGGAGCUGCGCAAGCUCAACUUGAGCCACAACCAGCUGCCAGCUCUGCCUGCCCAGCUGGGUGCCCUCGCCCACCUGGAGGAGCUGGAUGUCAGCUUCAACCGGCUAGCGCAUCUGCCAGACUCCUUCUCCUGCCUCAACCACCUGCGCACCCUCGACGUGGACCACAACCAACUCACCGCCUUUCCCAGGCAGCUGUUGCAGCUGACUGCCCUGGAGGAGCUGGACGUAUCCAGCAACCGGCUGCGAGGCCUACCUGAGGAUAUCAGUGCCCUGCGUGCCCUCAAGAUUCUCUGGCUUAGUGGGGCCGAGCUUGGCACCCUGCCCAGCGGCUUCUGCGAGCUGGCCAGUUUAGAAAGCCUCAUGUUAGACAACAACGGGCUGCAGGCUCUGCCCCCCGAAUUCAGCCGCCUGCAAAGACUCAAGAUGCUCAACCUCUCUUCCAACCUCUUUGAGGAGUUUCCUGCUGCGCUGCUGCCCCUGGCUGGUUUGGAGGAGCUCUAUCUUAGUCGCAACCAGCUUACCUCAGUGCCAUCCCUAAUCGCCGGGCUGGGCCGGCUUCUCACCCUGUGGCUGGAUAAUAACCGCAUCCGCUACUUGCCAGACUCCAUUGUGGAGCUGACCGGCCUGGAGGAGCUGGUGCUUCAGGGCAACCAGAUCGCUGUUCUGCCCGACAACUUUGGCCAGCUCUCCCGGGUAGGCUUGUGGAAAAUCAAGGACAACCCACUGAUUCAGCCCCCUUACGAAGUCUGCAUGAAGGGGAUUCCUUACAUCGCAGCCUACCAGAAGGAAUUGGCUCAUUCCCAGCCAGCUGUGCAGCCCCGCCUCAAGCUGCUCCUAAUGGGCCAUAAGGCUGCAGGGAAGACCCUGCUCCGGCACUGCCUCACUGAGGACAAAGUGGAGGGAGAUCAAGGAGGAGGGGACAAGGAGAAGAGCUACCUACUCUUCCCUCCCCUUGGGAGCAAGGGCAUCGAGGUGACCAGCUGGACUGCUGAUGCUUCCCGGGGCCUGCGGUUCAUUGUGUAUGACUUAGCCGGUGAUGAAAGCUAUGAGGUGAUACAGCCCUUCUUCCUCUCCCCAGGAGCCCUGUAUGUGCUGGUGGUCAACUUGGCCACCUAUGAACCUCGCUGCUUUCCUACUGCUGUGGGCACCUUCUUGCACCGGGUGGGGGCCCGGGUGCCUCACGCUGUGGUGUGCAUUGUGGGCACCCACGCGGACCUGUGCGGGGAGCGGGAGCUUGAGGAAAAGUGUCUGGACAUUCACCGCCAGAUCGCGCUACAGGAGAAGCACGAUGCAGAGGGCCUAAGCCAUCUAGCCAAGGUAGUGGACGAGGCCCUGGCUCGGGACUUCGAGCUGCGCUCUGCCAGCCCCCAUGCAGCCUACUAUGGUGUUUCAGACAAGAACCUUCGGAGGCGCAAGGCCCAUUUUCAGUACCUGCUCAACCACCGGCUGCAGAUCCUCUCCCCCGUGUUGCCUGUUAGCUGCAGGGACCCCCACCAAUUGCAACGCCUUCGCGACAAGCUGCUCUCUGUCGCUGAGCACCGAGAGAUCUUCCCCAACUUACACAGAGUCCUGCCUCGAUCCUGGCAGGUGCUCGAGGAACUGCACUUCCAGCCACCUCAGGCACAGCGACUGUGGCUAAGCUGGUGGGACUCGGCCCGCCUGGGUCUGCAGGCGGGUCUGACAGAGGACCGGCUGCAGAGUGCCCUUUCCUACCUGCACGAGAGCGGCAAGCUACUCUAUUUCGAGGAUAGCCCGGCCCUCAAGGAGCACGUCUUCCACAACCUCACCCGCCUCAUUGACAUCCUCAAUGUCUUUUUCCAGAGGGAUGCUUCUUUGCUGCUGCAUAAGCUGCUCCUAGGGACCAGUGGAGAGGGGGAGGGGGAGGGGGAGAGUUUCCCCUCCAUGGCAGUGCCCACCUCGGGUCAGGACCCACUCCGGGCCACCCAGCUUCAUCAUUAUGUGGAAGGCUUCCUGCUGCAUGGGCUUCUGCCAGCCCAUGUCAUCCGGUUGCUGCUUAAGCCUCACGUCCAGGCCCAGCAGGACUUGCAGCUCCUCUUGGAGCUGUUGGAGAAGAUGGGACUCUGUUACUGCCUCAAUAAACCCAAAGGCAAGCCUUUGAACGGCUCCACAGCUUGGUACAAGUUCCCAUGCUACGUGCAGAAUGAGGUGCCCCACGCAGAGGCCUGGAUCAAUGGGACCAACCUAGCUGGGCAGUCUUUUGUGGCCGAACAGUUGCAGAUCGAAUAUAGUUUCCCCUUUACCUUUCCACCUGGAUUGUUUGCACGUUACAGUGUCCAGAUCAACAGCCAUGUGGUGCACAGGUCGGAUGGGAAGUUUCAGAUCUUUGCAUAUCGAGGGAAAGUCCCUGUGGUGGUGAGCUACAGACCCGCCAAGGGGGUCCUGCAGCCGGACACCCUGUCCAUUGCUAGCCACGCAUCGUUACCAAAUAUAUGGACCGCAUGGCAAGCCAUCACCCCUCUGGUAGAGGAACUGAAUGUCCUACUUCAGGAAUGGCCUGGACUGCACUACACUGUGCACAUCCUCUGUUCUAAGUGCCUUAAGAGAGGGUCCCCCAAUCCACACGCUUUCCCAGGGGAGUUGCUGAGCCAGCCCAGGCCAGAAGGGGUGGCAGAGAUCAUCUGUCCCAAGAAUGGCAGCGAGCGAGUGAAUGUGGCCUUGGUUUAUCCACCUACACCGACUGUGAUCAGCCCCUGUUCCAACAGCCCAUAUACAGGCGGAUGGGCAGGACCGGACUGUCCUCAGCAGGCACAUGCAUCGGAAUGUCCAGAGACAGUAGUCAGGUGGGCCUCUCUGGAGAGACACUGGAGUCACCGGGUCGGUUCUAAAGUAUCUCCACACUUUCUUGGACAAUUAAGUGGAAAGGAUAGUGCUUCUUUCCCUCUGCUACCAUUUUUACUGUACCCAAUCUGUGGCUUUAGGAGCACCAAGUUUUAAGGGAAGAACGUUGGUGAAAAGCACAGAAACCAGUGACAUUCGUGGCUGUGGAAUUUUCCAUGGAGCAAGCAGAGCAUGGGAACUGACUGGGACAUCUCUUGCCCCUGGCGAGCCCGCCAAGCUCCCAAGCGCCUUUGGGGCCCAGGGUGAAACCGUGCAUCAGGUGCUUGCCGAGGACCCUUGGAGGGGCUGGAGGGGGCUGGGAAGAUGGGGGCGAACAUGGAGCAAAUGUUUCACAACCUGAACCUCAGAACUGUGACCCUCCAAGGAGAGCGCUACUUGAAGAAAAGAAAAAAAAAAUGUUGAAUGGCUUCUCAGGGAUUUUGUUUUCCGUGUACACAUAAGCCAUAGUUCCAGUCCGGGUGACAGUAUUUUCGAACACUCAGAUUUCAGUUCUGUUCAAUGUGAAGGAGGGAUCGACUGACGUUCAUUGCUGUUCCGUCACGAGUGUAAAAUAUGUAUAUGUUAAUCUUUAUUUUUAUAAUAUGCAAAUGCAUUUAAAUUUAUACAGUUUGGACGCCUCUAGCAUUAGUUAACACUGGGUGCAAUAUUCUGCAUGAGAACUGUGCCAAGAUGGGGCUGAGGUCUUCUUUUAGAGUUAGACUUUUUGUUCUCUCAUCAAUCACCCUUUAGCCAGAACGGGAAAGCUACCCUCUUCCGGUUAGUUCAUUGAUGGAUUGAUUCAGUGUUGCUUCCUAGAGCUCUCUAGUGAUCCCCAGGCACAUCUAGCCCACUGAGACAGAAGUCCCUCCCAUCUUUUUCAUCACACGCCAAUACCUGUUCGUCAGUGGGCGUGGUAGUAAAGAUGCUUAAUUUUCUCUCCCUACUCAUGCCCACUGCUGAGGCAGAGGGAGGCAUUCCUAGGGGCCAAAUGGGGUGGAGGAUCCAUGAAAACCUGACUCUUGGAACAAUUUGAGAUAAUCUGAGGUCAGUUCUCAAUCUCGCAACGAUUCUACUGAUCGGCACCCUUCCCCGCCCCCACCUCCCCACCCUCUCACCCCCGCCAGAACAGUGUGCAUGAUUUAGCCAGAGCCUUGUGUGAGGCCACCUCUGCCCGUGGACCUCCCAGUAGGAGCAUGCUUUCACAGAACCCCGUCUCUCAUUGGCUGUUUAUUCAUUCAGAGCCACGUGGAGGACAUCCGCUGCCAAGAUCUAGUAAAGCCCUUGUUUUGAAGUCUCCGGGAGGUAAACACUUAAAAACAAACCCCACGAAUCACUCUCUCGUGUCCUCCUACUUGGGGCCAAACAGCAUAUGCUACAGUAGCGACACCACAUUCUCUGAAUAAGGUUUCUGUUUACAUCUGCAUCCUCCGUGUGUUGACAGGAAGCAUGUAAAACCAACUUCCCUGCAAGUCAGCUGGUCGUACUCUCUCCCUUGUUUAUAAAGUAUCACCUCUUGGAAUGCCAUAGCACACGCAGUCACCACGAAUCUUUAAGGGAAGUGCAAGCAGGCGGCUACACUGUGAGAAAUUACCAACCAGUUUGUGUAGAAUCUGUCCCGUUGAUUUCCCCGCUCCCAGAGUCCGUUCCACAAAGGCGAUUUCUUGGAAAUCAGAAUUGAAUGGGAAUCCUCUCUUUUUGUGUUUUGAAUACUUGACUAUGACAAGUCUAGUUUAAGAUUUCCUUUUUCAUUUAGAACACAGUCGCAGGACGAAUCAGAAUUUGGUUGUUUUUUUUUUUGUCACAGUUCUCAUGUGUGUGUGUGUGUGUGUGUGUGUGUGUGUGUGCGCGCGCGCGCGUAAACCGAAGAGUUAUCAUUCUGUUGCUUUACGGACCACAGAAUUAUUUGGGCGAUAGAUUCGUUUGUUUUUGUUUUUGUAAUUGGCACCAGUCAGUUCUGAAACCAUCAAAUCAAGAAACUUUGACCAGUCUUAUAAUGUCACGUAUGACUUUGGGUUUACUCCCCAGAGGGCCAUGUUAAAUAAAACUAAGGUGUCUUGGGGGAGCCCACCCUGCAAUUGGUUGUUGUUUUCAUAAACACAGAUGCCCAUGUUCUGAAUAUCUGUUGUUUUUUUUUUUUUGACAAAUGAUGUUUUGUGUUGUCAUCUGAACCCUAGAGAAGCGGUGUAGAUGAGGGAACCUUGGUUGUCACGCGUGUGUGGCCAGGGUGGACAUGGUCAGAGGGUCAUGUGCCUGAAAAAGCUCCAGCAAAGCCUGAGAACUACCCUCAGUGUGUGGGGGGAGGGUUGGAGAAACAGAAACCACUCCACGAAGAGGAAUUCCAGGAAAUUCUGUUUCCUCGUUUCAACACCUGGGAAGACUCAGCGGCCAGCAGCUGAGGGGCCUUUCACUAAGCACAAGAGGCAUGGUUCUACCCAAGGAGCCCCUUGCCUGUCAAAUGCUCUCCAAGUUUGUUAUGGUUUCUAUUCCUACAACUAUAGUGGUAGCAAAACCACUUCCCGGGAUUGUAAAAGUGCUGCCAGAAUAAAUGUUUUCCCCCUUCUAAGGAAAAAAUAAAACAAAACAAAACAAAAAAAACCCAGACAGUGCUCAUAUUUGACAUGUGCACUGGACUCUUUUGAAUGAAUAAAGAGGAAGGGCUUGAUGUGAUUCCAAUGGAGUGUGUCUUUUCAUGCUGAAGUCUGUGAAUUGUGGUUGUGGUUUCCCUGUUCAUUGUCCUGACAGGGCAGAAAUUUAAAAAAAAAAAUCAAUAAAAAUACAAUGAAAUGUUAAA
Molecule: messenger RNA, 6606 nt
Organism: Arvicola amphibius (Eurasian water vole)
Lineage: Eukaryota; Metazoa; Chordata; Mammalia; Rodentia; Cricetidae
Gene: Mfhas1
Product: multifunctional ROCO family signaling regulator 1
Exons: 5
Coding region: 585-3932 (1115 amino acids)
Molecular function (GO): protein binding
Source: RefSeq, a predicted model, not a curated record